Molecule: messenger RNA, 1143 nt
Organism: Aspergillus nidulans FGSC A4
Lineage: Eukaryota; Fungi; Ascomycota; Eurotiomycetes; Eurotiales; Aspergillaceae
Product: actin-related protein ArpA
Exons: 3
Coding region: 1-1143 (380 amino acids)
Cellular component (GO): cytoskeleton
Source: RefSeq, a predicted model, not a curated record
AUGACCGAGGCUACUCUUCACAACGCCCCUAUCGUCAUCGACAAUGGCAGCGGUACGAUCCGUGCCGGGUUCGCUGGUGAAGAAAUCCCCUCAUGCUACUUCCCGUCAUUUGUCGGUCGGCCAAAACAUCCCCGGGUCAUGGCCGGCGGUCUAGAAGGGGACGUCUUUAUCGGACAACGAGCCCAGGAAUUGCGCGGCCUGAUGAAAAUCCGCUAUCCGCUGGAGCACGGGAUAGUGACGGACUGGGACGACAUGGAGAAAAUCUGGCACUACGUGUACGAGAACGAGCUCAAAACGCUGCCGGAAGAGCACCCCGUCCUCCUCACCGAACCGCCGCUCAAUCCGCGCAAGAACCGCGAUAUAGCUGCCCAGAUCAUGUUCGAGACUUUCAACGUUCCUGCUCUCUAUACCUCUAUUCAGGCUGUGCUGUCUCUUUAUGCUUCCGGGCGGACGACCGGUGUUGUUUUGGAUUCAGGGGAUGGAGUCUCACAUGCGGUUCCGGUGUUUGAGGGCUUCGCAAUCCCUAAUAGUAUUCGAAGGAUAGAUGUUGCUGGGAGAGAUGUAACAGAACAGUUACAACUGCUGCUUCGGAAGACCGGGCAUGUGCUCCAUACCAGUGCUGAAAAGGAGGUGGUACGGAUGAUCAAGGAGAAAGUCUGCUACGUUUCUCUGGAUCCUAAGCGGGAGGAGAAGGAAUGGAUGAAUAGCUACAAGUCGGAAUCAAAGCACGCGGACUAUGUCCUGCCGGAUGGGCAUAAGAUCAAAAUCGGCCAGGAACGUUUCCGUGCUCCUGAGAUCCUCUUUGACCCCGAGCUCAUUGGCCUCGAAUAUCCUGGUGUGCACCAGAUCGUUCAAGACGCCAUUAUCCGUACGGAUCUCGACUUGCGCAAGUCGCUUUACCUCAACAUUGUCCUCUCCGGAGGAUCAACGCUCUGCAAGAAUUUUCCAGACCGCUUGAUGCGCGAGAUCAAGCGGUUGGCUGUGGAAGACAUGAAGAUUCGUAUCUCUGCACCUGCUGAGCGAAAGUACACGACCUGGAUUGGCGGAGGUAUUCUUGCUGGACUGAGCACGUUCCGAAAGAUGUGGGUUAGCGCAGACGAGUGGCAUGAGGACCCUGAGAUUAUUCAUCGGAAGUUUGCUUAA